AUGUCUUUCCGGAUGACGUACCAAUCAAGGCAUACCUGUGGUCUGGUCUCGGAGACAUCUAUUUCCACCAAACAAUACUCCUUAGUGAAGGAGAAGAAGAGGAAGAAGAAGACUGCGCCUACUUUACUCCGAGUGCAGUGCGGGGUGAAGAUAUCCCAAGGCAUUGCAACAGAAGAACGGUACUGUUGGAAUGCAACCGUGUUUUCCAUCGACUUAAUCCCACAACUCUCAAUCCGAUUGCUUCGGCAAUCUGAGAAGCAGUACAUAGCGAGAGUUUUUUCAGAUCUUGCCACACGUGCUGUUGGCUUCGCACUUACAUACCACGAAGAAAAACGUGAUAAGGUGCCCGAGGGGGAUGACGGAUUAUGGUCGGCCAUCCAUCUCAUGGAGCGAAGUCGUGGUAUCAUUGCAACCUCUCUUGAUGACAUACGGGCCGACGUUGAUAUCCUUGGCGACAGAUUACCUGGUUUAGUGGGUGAUAUCACUCGGCUUCGGCAGGAGCUCGAACAACUUGAGUUGGACGAUAGACUAGGGGCCAAUUCAAACGGUUUGAACCUGCAGUUUCAACGCCGGUAUGAAAUCGGCCUCGAUUUGGAGAUGCUGUAUUUGAAGAUGAAAAAAGAACCGGAGUUUGACAAGGAUAUCUUCACUUCUGUGUCUGACAUGGUGGAAAUAGCCGGGGAUCGUGGUCCGAUAAUCAUCAUCAACGUGAUGGUAUUCCGUUCCGACGCCAUAAUUAUUACAAAGAAGGACAGAGGAUGUAAGCCGCAUCAUGUACCCCUCUUGGGACUUCAGCAUGCAGAAAUAAUAUCAAAAUUGAAGACGGGGAAUUUGGGAUUGCCCAGUGUACUGGAAUGGCUGUGGGACACUGUUGCAGCACCAGUUCUAUCAGCACUGGGCUUUAACGGACCACCUUCAAACAAUGACUGGCCUCACAUUUGGUGGAUUCCCACGGGGCCUCUGACAGCUUUCCCUUUACAUGCUGCAGGAUACCAUAUGUCGAACACGGGUGAGACAGUGAUGGAUCGAGUCAUGUCAUCAUACAGCUCAUCAGUCAAGGCUAUCACCGAGGGCCGGCGGCGAUCAACCAAGCCAGUUUCUCGUCAUAAACGAGCACUCCUAGUGGGAAUGUCAAACACUCCGGGGUAUAUUCGGCUUCCUUACGCCGCCGAUGAGAUCGAGGCAGUACAUGGUUGCUGCAAGUCGAUGGGAAUCAGUACCGUUGAGCUUACACAAGAAAACGAAACCGUCCUUGGAUCGAUGAAAAAUUGCGACAUUUUUCAUUUCGCCGGACAUGGAUACACCGACUAUAAUGAUCCGAGUCAAAGUUAUCUGGCAUUGAAGGAUCCAAUGACUGUCGACGCCCUCCUAAAGCUGAAUCUUUAUGAAACACAACCCUUUCUCGCCUUUCUAUCUGCGUGCGGGACCGGCCGUGCGAAAGACUCGAAGUUAUUCGACGAAAGUAUUCACCUGAUCAAUUCAUUCAAAUUGGCAGGCUUUCGCAAUGUUAUUGGUACCCUGUGGGAGGUCAGGGAUAAGGCGUGCGUCGACGUAGCGAGGAUCACGUAUGAGCUACUCAAUCGCGACGGUUUAACAGACGACGCGGUUUGCCGGGGCCUACAUGAAGCAACCCGACGGAUGCGAGACCAAUGGGUGCAAGAUAUCUCAAAUCAAAAUCUGGAAUGGAGAAUGAGAUCACGUCGAGAUAUGAUCCUUUUGGAGGAAGUGUGCCUGGGUGCGAUGGAAUGGGUCCCGUAUGUGCAUUUUGGUAUGUAA
Clonostachys rhizophaga is the source of this 1776-nucleotide messenger RNA. NCBI's taxonomy places the organism in Eukaryota, Fungi, Ascomycota, Sordariomycetes, Hypocreales, Bionectriaceae. The record is from the annotation of a GenBank genome assembly.